Molecule: messenger RNA, 1338 nt
Organism: Saccoglossus kowalevskii
Lineage: Eukaryota; Metazoa; Hemichordata; Enteropneusta; Harrimaniidae
Product: phospholipase B1, membrane-associated-like
Biological process (GO): phospholipid metabolic process
Cellular component (GO): brush border membrane
Molecular function (GO): retinyl-palmitate esterase activity; phosphatidylcholine lysophospholipase A1 activity; A2-type glycerophospholipase activity
Source: RefSeq, a predicted model, not a curated record
AUGUUUACAGGCUGGAAUACAUACGUAGCUGAGCUAGAACGAUUGCAGAACAACAGUUCAUCGUCAGAACUCCUUAAAAAUGUUCGAUCGACCAACAAACCAAGUGGCUUGAAAGAUUUCCCAUGCAAUGUAGGUAUUGUGAAAGGAGAGAAAGUAGCAGAUUCAGUUCAUUCACUGCGGCCCGGUGAUGUAAAGGUUGUCGGCGCAAUCGGAGAUUCUCUCACAGCUGGUAAUGGAGCUCGUGCAUCAGUACUUCCACAAUGCUUGAUUGAAUACAGGGGAUCAUCAUUUAGUGUUGGUGGAGCUAAUGUUCUCGAAAAACAAAUAACUUUUCCAAAUAUCUUAAAAAAGUACAAUCCAAAUGUGGUAGGUUUCUCAAAAGGAACGAGUAUGAAAUGGUUUAAUGAUGAGGACAAGUCUCAGUUCAAUGUUGCCGUAGCCGGAGCAGAUGCUAAAGAUAUUUUAGGACAAGCCCGUGUAUUAAUAAAGAGAAUGAAAUCACAUCAUGCAGUGGAUUUUGUUAAUGAUUGGAAAAUUGUUACAGUAUUAAUUGGUGGUAAUGACCUUUGUGAUUGGUGCGAUGACAAAGAAAUAUUCAAGCCAGAACGUUAUAUUUCUCACAUCAGAGAGACACUGGAUCUUUUACACUCGGAGAUGCCUAGAACAUUUGUAAAUCUGUUGUUGGCACCUAAUGUGAUUGAAUUAGCAAAACUGAGUGGAAUCUCCUGUAAAGUGGUACACCAUUUCUUAUGUGAGUGUGCAUCCUUUGGAAAUGAAGUCAAGUUAAUGCCCAUUUUGCAACAAUAUCGGGUUUUAACUAAAGAGUUAGUGGCUAGUGGUAGAUAUGACACAAAAGAUGACUUCACCGUUGUAUUACAACCGUUCCUUGAAAAGACAACUAUCCCAACAAAAAAGUCUGGUGAUGUUGAUUAUUCAUACAUUGCCCCAGACUGCUUUCACUUUAGUGUCAAAGGUCAUGAACAGGCGUCCAAAGCUCUGUGGCAUAACAUGCUUGAGCCUGUUGGAAAUAAAAGUACAUUAUGGAUGCCUGGUGAGCCGCUGCGUUGUCCAACUCAGGAAAACCCGUUCUUUUACACAGCACUGAAUAGUGAAAGUAAACCGAAAAGCUUUGCUACCUCAUACGGUGGUAGUGCUGGUGAAGACAAUCCAAGUGGGCGCACAGUGAAUAGUGCUUUGAUAGGGUUUAUCGGUGUACUUGCUAUUCUUGCCUGUGUUAUUAUAACUACUAUGCUAGUGAUAAAAAGCAGCAAGAACAAACUGAAGGGGAAAACGGAGGAAAAUGAAUGGCUAUUGACAAUGAAUUCUGUUGAUGCUUAA